AUGGCUCACCUUUUUGCUUAUGUGAGCAUCUUUCUCUUAGUUUGUGGAUCAGCCAAUGCUCAACAAGCAUCCCAGUUCUGUGUUUAUGCCUGGCAUGAAUUCAGCAAUUGCCUGAGGUUCCUUACCGGAAAAAACUAUCCUCAUUAUCCAUCACUUGAGUGUUGUGAGGCGGUGAGGACAUUGAACUUGGUGGCCCAAGGUGAUGAGUUAGCACCUGGGAAUAUAUGUCAAUGCAUUGAGGACAUGGCUUCUGUAUAUCGCAUUCCUUUUGUAGCCUCUCUCAUCCAAGACCUUCCCAUAAAAUGCAAUGCUCAUCUUAGUUUCCCUAUUUCUAAUAGCAUGGAUUGCACCCGUGAUCGAUACAAGAAUUGCCUUACAUGA
Messenger RNA from Prunus armeniaca (apricot), 381 nucleotides. The record is from the annotation of a GenBank genome assembly. Lineage: Eukaryota; Viridiplantae; Streptophyta; Magnoliopsida; Rosales; Rosaceae.